Molecule: messenger RNA, 1616 nt
Organism: Vicia villosa (hairy vetch)
Lineage: Eukaryota; Viridiplantae; Streptophyta; Magnoliopsida; Fabales; Fabaceae
Product: hydroxycinnamoyl-CoA:piscidic acid hydroxycinnamoyltransferase-like
Exons: 1
Coding region: 121-1470 (449 amino acids)
Molecular function (GO): acyltransferase activity, transferring groups other than amino-acyl groups
Source: RefSeq, a predicted model, not a curated record
GGAAAUGCUGGUCCCAUCCUUUAACCUAUAACAUACCCUUAUAAUAGUAAUAGAUACUUCAUGCCAUUGCCAUAGUAAGUGAUAUUCAUCGUAAAGCUUUACAACAAGAAUCAAAACAAAAUGGUAACUAUUACAGCUUCUUAUACUGUGAUUCCACAAGAAUCAACUCCUCAAGGUUGUUUAUGGCUCUCUGAUAUAGAUCAAGUUUCACGUUUCCGCCAUACAACAACUAUUUACAUUUACAAACCAACACAGAACCCAGAAAAUGCCAUAGAAACCUUGAAAAACUCUCUCUCCAAAAUUCUUGUUCACUACUAUCCUAUGGCUGGUAGAUUAUAUUAUACGGAAGGUGCUAGGUUAGAAUUGAAUCUCAAUGCAAAAGGUGCUAUUUUGCUUGAAGCUAAAACCACUAAAACAAUUCAUGAUUAUGGUGACUUUUCACCUUCCGACUCCACCAAAGAGCUUGUUCCAUUAAUUGAUUAUAAUCAACCCAUUGAAGAUAUUCCAUUAUUUGUUGUUCAAUUCACAAGGUUCCAAAACAAUGAUGAAGGCUUUGCAAUUGGUGUUGCUUUUUUCCAUCUUUUAUCAGAUGGAGUUGGAGCUAUUAGAUUCAUCAACUCAUGGGCCAAAAUAGCUAGAGGAGAAACACUUGGGGCUAAUGAGUUACCCUUUCUUGAUAGAACAUUACUCAAAUUUUCACACACACCGGUAGAGCCACAUUUUGAACACAUGGAAUUGAAGCCCCUUCCACUCAUUCUAGGAAGAACAGACACAAGUGAAGAAAGAAAGAAGAAAACUUCAGCAACAUUGUUGAGACUCUCACCGGAACAAGUUGAAGGGAUAAAGAAAAAAGCUAAUGAGUAUAAUAUGAAGAAAAAAGGCUCAAGGGGUUUCAGUAGAUUUGAAGCAAUUGGUGCGCAUAUAUGGAGAUGUGCAUCUAAGGCACGUGAGCUUGGAGAGAAUCAACAAAGUGUUGUUAGAUUCGGUGCUGAUAUUAGAAGCAGAAUGAUUCCACCUCUUCCUAAAAACUAUUUUGGGAAUGCUUUGACACAAACAGCAGCAAAAGGGUAUGUUGGAGAAAUCACAUCAAAACCAUUGGGUGAUGUUUCACAAAUGAUAAGAGAAGCAAUUGAGUUUGCAAGUGAUGAAUUUAUAAGGUCACAGAUUGAUAUUAUUAGGGGGUUUGAACAUUUGGAUGAUGCAAGAGCUUUGUUUUUAGGUGGCGAAGGUGAUAAAUUUCCAUAUGUUGGGAAUCCUAAUUUUCAUUUAACUAGUUGGAUGAGUAUGCCUGUUUAUGAAGCUGAUUUUGGAUGGGGGAAGCCUGCUUAUUUUGGAAUGGCAAGUGUGUUUCCACAUGAUAGGGCAGUCAUCCUUCGUAGUCCUGAUGAAGAUGGAUCUGUUCUUGUGUGUUUGCAUUUUCAGAUUGCACAUUUGGAGCUUUUCAAAAAGUUCUUCUAUGAGGAUAUUUGAAAUUUGUUUUUAGUUUUUCUUUGCAUUGUGAUUCUAUUUUUCAAUAUUAUGUUUGGAACUAGUGAUAUAAAUAAAGGUGAAUUAUUUAGAGUGUGUUUCGAUGAAACAUUUUAAUAAGGUAAUGUAAUGUUUUCAGGAAAUUUAAA